This is a messenger RNA of Schistocerca piceifrons (Central American locust), 1491 nucleotides long. RefSeq names its product probable cytochrome P450 6a14. NCBI's taxonomy places the organism in Eukaryota, Metazoa, Arthropoda, Insecta, Orthoptera, Acrididae. The transcript has 7 exons. The coding region runs from base 1 to 1491 and encodes 496 amino acids. Gene Ontology annotation, molecular function: oxidoreductase activity, acting on paired donors, with incorporation or reduction of molecular oxygen; monooxygenase activity; iron ion binding. The record is from RefSeq and is a predicted model, not a curated record.
AUGUUGGUGGUACUGGACUCGUGGAUGGACGAACUGGCCCUCGUGGUGAUCGCCGCCGCGCUGGUGCUGUGGGUGUGCUACUUCCGGCACUUCAGCUACUGGACAGAGAAGGGCGCCCCCCAGUCGCGACCCUGGACGCCGUUUGGAAACUGUUACAAGUCCAUCGUGCAGAAACAAAUGCUGUCAGAGGACCUCGACGAACUCUACCAUAAGUUCAGAGAUAAGCGCUACGUGGGCUACUACCGUGGACUUGAACCCCGCCUGCUGGUCAUCGACCCAGAUCUCAUUCGUCAAAUACUUGUCAAGGACUUUGACUACUUCACCGACCGAGAACCUGUCCCUGUAGAUGACCCAAUACUGGAGGGUCAGCUGUUCUUUAUGAAGGGCGAUCGAUGGCGCCGUCUGCGCAACAAACUCAGCCCACUGUUUACCAGUGGCAAGCUGAAGAACAUGUUCCAGACGCUGAACGAGUGCGGCAGCGAGAUGGUGGAGGUGCUGGCGGACGCCGCGCGGGAGGGCAAGGUGCUGCAGUUCCGAGAGGUGUUCGCCCUCUACACCACGGAGGUGAUCGCCACGCUCGCCUUCGGCGUCAAGCUCAACUGCCAGAGAAACCCGGACUGCGACUUCAGGAUGUGGGGCCGCAUCCUCUUCCAGCCACGGGCCAGGCCCUUCAAGGAGAUCGCCACCGAAAUCUUUACGCCUCCGCUCAAGCGGUACUACGAUUCCAGAGCUCCUAGGAACAAUACACUGCAGUUUUUCGACAAUAUGGUGAAGGAGACAGUCCACGAUCGCUUAGAAAAUUCCAUCAGAAGGAACGAUUUCAUGGACCUGUUUAUCCAGCUGCACACGAAGGGUUUCGUCGAAGGCGAGAAGCAAGGAGGCACUGACUGGAAACUGUCGGAGAACGAAGUGUCGGCACAGGCCUUCCUGUUCUACAUCGCCGGCUUCGAGACGUCGUCGACCACGAUGAGCUUCGCUGCUUACGAGCUGGCAGUCAACCCGGACAUCCAGCAGCGGGUGCUGAAGGAAAUUGACUCCGUGCUGGCAGAGAGCGGCGAGAUCUCGUACGACUCUCUCGCGAAGAUGAAGUACCUCGACAGAGUGCUGUCAGGUAACACGCCCACUGUUAUCGCCGAGAAGGGCGCGCUGCUCGAGCCGGGCGUCGUGGUGAUGGUGCCCGCCUUCAGCCUGCACUACGACCCCACCUACUUCCCGGAGCCCCACCGCUUCGACCCGGACCGCUGGACCGACGAGGCCAAGGCGUCGCUGCACCCCUUCGCCUACAUGCCGUUCGGCGAGGGUCCGCGCUUCUGCAUAGGUAUGCGCCUGGGGCUGCUGCAGUCGAAGCUGGGCCUGGUGCACCUGUUGUCACACUACAAGGUGGACGUCUGCAGUGAGACGGACAUCCCUCUUCCGCUGGACCCCAUGGCUGCCAUCCUCGCCACCAAGAACGGCGUACACCUGAAAAUCACCAGUCGGAAGGCUGCCUAG